Mesorhabditis belari is the source of this 201-nucleotide messenger RNA. Lineage: Eukaryota; Metazoa; Nematoda; Chromadorea; Rhabditida; Rhabditidae. The record is from the annotation of a GenBank genome assembly.
AUGGCACCACCAAUGCAACAGAAACUUCCGGGUAUGGAGAUGAAGAAAUCUCGAGAUCAAAGACUGGUGGAUCAACCGAAAAUGCAGGAGGAAGUGGUUGGCCAUCACAUGAGCACCGGUGAAGAUGUGAUCUUGAAGAACGGUGAACCGUGUUUAGCCAAGAGUGGAAAGAUCAUUCCGGAUAAAUGUGUUGUCUAUUUC